Penicillium paradoxum is the source of this 447-nucleotide messenger RNA. Its product is annotated as transcriptional coactivator p15/PC4 family protein. Gene Ontology annotation, molecular function: DNA binding; transcription coactivator activity. Bases 1 to 447 code for a protein of 148 amino acids. The record is from RefSeq and is a predicted model, not a curated record. The transcript is spliced from 2 exons. Lineage: Eukaryota; Fungi; Ascomycota; Eurotiomycetes; Eurotiales; Aspergillaceae. Gene Ontology annotation, biological process: positive regulation of transcription initiation by RNA polymerase II.
AUGGCAUCUAACAAACGUUCAUUCGAGUCAGGUACUGUUGAUGCUAGCGUUCGCUCCAAAAAGACCAAGGCCAAUACUACAACAGAAGCCAAACUCGAUUCUAAUGGAGAUCGUUACUGGGAAAUUUCCAAGAUGCGACGAGUCACCAUAACUUCUUUUCGUGGGAAAACUCAAGUGAAUGUCAGAGAACAUUAUGAAAAGGACGGGCAAGUGUUGCCUGGUAAAAAGGGUAUCUCUUUGCCCGUGGAUCAAUUCGCUGCGCUCAUCUCCAUUCUACCCGAGAUUGAGCAGACCUUGGAGGAAGGGGGAGAAACUCUGCCUCGACCUAAGUAUUCGGCGGGGGAAGGGCAAGCCGACAAAGCAAUGGAAGGACAGGUAUCUUCGGAUACGCGCAGUCCAUCAAAGCAGAAUAUCGAGGCGACAAGUGAUGAGGAGAGUGAAGCAUGA